Amphimedon queenslandica is the source of this 1973-nucleotide messenger RNA. RefSeq names its product tetratricopeptide repeat protein 28-like. Bases 45 to 1961 code for a protein of 638 amino acids. The transcript is spliced from 3 exons. Gene Ontology annotation, molecular function: protein binding. NCBI's taxonomy places the organism in Eukaryota, Metazoa, Porifera, Demospongiae, Haplosclerida, Niphatidae. The record is from RefSeq and is a predicted model, not a curated record.
UUCAAUAAAGGUGUGGUCAUGUCGUUAUAGCAACCACCAUACAAAUGGCCACCGUUACCACCUCCCCUAUCUCUCCUCGGGUCGACUCUUCUUCGCCCUUAGCCGAAGAGAAGAAGAUAAGAGAGCUUACAAAUCAAGGAGGGGAUGCUCUAAAGUCUGGGCAGAUGAAAGAGGCGCUGUCUCAUUUCCAAACUGCUCUGAGCGUAUCAGAAUCAAUACCAGACAACCCAAGACUCAAGCUAUCUUGUUUAUUGAAUACAGGGGCAGCGUUAGUUACCACAGGAGAACACCAGAGAGGCAUAUCCCUCCUCCAGUCCGCCCUCUCCUUGUUAGACUCGAUCCCAAACAGACAAACGGAUCCUCAUACCCUUGAAAACGGUAUCUCAUCAAAUGGAGGAGACCUUACAUCGAACACAUCACCUGACCUCACCCGUGGUGACAUAUACUACAAUCUUGGUCUAGCGAAUGACUCCCUGGGGGAGUUCUCACUAGCGUCCACCCAAUUAAAGCAAUCUGUUGAUUAUUAUGUAAAAGCUGGAGCCUUUGCUUCUGCUGGUGAUGUUUUUGUUGUCAUCUCCUCAAGAGAGAAAGAGCGGAGAAAUUUUAAAGAGCAAAUCACUUGCUUGCUCUCAGCUCAAAGGCUUUACCAAGAUUCAGGGGAACAGAGUAAAGAAAUAAUGACUCUGACUGAUCUUGCAAUCGCUUAUCAGACUGGAGGAAAGAGAGAGGAGUGUAUCCAGUCACUAACAAGAGCUAAGAUAAUGGGACUCAGACUGGACGAUCCUAAAGCACAGAGUCAAUUGUAUACACGAUUAGGACUAGUAUACAGCUCUUUAAAAUUAUUCUCCGACGCCAUACAAAGUUUUGAGAGAGCACUACCUCUUCUAAGACUAGCUAUCAAAGACAGAGAGGGACAGCUAGAGGAGGAGGCGCCAUUGCUACAGAAUAUAGGAGCAGUGUACAAUGAAAUGGGACAGUACGUGGAGGGAAUCAUGUACCACAAGACAGCUGCUAGCCUAUACAAUCAAUUAGGGCAGCCAGUCAAUGAAGCAAAGUGUCUGUGUAAUCUUGCUCUCUGCCAAACUCAAUUACAAGAGUAUCCUUUAGCCCACCAGUCCUUCACUACAGCACUGUCACUGGCGCAAUCAGAGACAAACAACCCACUGGCUUUCCAAGCUCUCGAGGGACUUGGGUCUCUGUCUUAUCAGACAAAGAACUACGAGGAAGCUAGAAGAUGUUUCAAUGAAGCUUUGGAGCUCUUGGAUUCAAUGAGAGGCGAAGACACAGGACUAGCAAGAGAGAGGGUCAUGGAAAAGCUCUCGCACGUCACGGAAACACUACAAAAAGGACCAGAAGAUUUAGAAGAGGCUGACGCUAACUUCAAGAAUAGAGAAAGACAGCAGUCACAUUCAAGACAUGACUCCCAAUUAAUGCCCAUCCCACUGACGCCAAGAAAUACCGUGAGGUUCUCAGAGGACAGGGUCUUCUCUCAAUCGCAUCAAAACUCCACCACACCUCAUAAAACCACGCCUCCUUACGUAUACCUGACUACACCUGGUUUCACUCCCAGUCAAAGACCAAGAUCAAUAAACGAGACUAAUCGAUCGUUACACUCGUCCACUCUAACCUCUCUCACUGCCACAAGUGACAGCUCACUAUUAAGUAACAGCGUCUUUGAGGAGCCAAACCACACCCAAUUUGGCUCCACCCAUCCACAAGGGGUGCUACCCACGUCUCCCGUGGUCACGCAAGGCUCUCUUGCACUUGGUCCUAACACUAAAGCUUUAUAUAGGGUAGAGAAACAAGAGGUGGUCGAAAAAAAGAAAAAGAAAGGAAGAACGAAAUCACAUCAGACCACACGCAUAGUACCAAUUGAUCCAUCCACAUCCACGCCCAUUCCAGACCGCACUCACAGUGCCCCACCCAACUCCACCCACUCGUCAGUUUGCAGGUUAUUAUGACAUGGAAAAAUA